CGGAAAGUCGUCUGUUUGGACAACAGCAGCAGGAGAAGAAGAAGAGGCCAGCCGACGUGCCGGGUUAAGACUGUUCCAGGUUCCGUUCUUGAUUUACAGUUUGGGGGCUUAAACUGAGCUGGAGCUGAAACAUGUACGACCAGGACGAAGAUAAUCAGUAUGAUGAAGAUGAUGAUGAAAUCACUCCUGAUCUGUGGCAGGAAGCUUGUUGGAUCGUCAUCAGCUCUUAUUUUGACGAGAAGGGCCUGGUGCGGCAGCAGCUGGAUUCGUUCGAUGAGUUCAUCCAGAUGUCUGUUCAGAGGAUUGUGGAGGAUGCUCCACCCAUUGACCUGCAGGCUGAGGCCCAGCACACUUCAGGGGAGGUGGAGGAACCGCCUCGUUACCUGCUGAAGUUUGAGCAGAUCUACCUGUCCAAACCCACCCACUGGGAAAGGGACGGAGCUCCGUCUCCCAUGAUGCCCAACGAAGCUCGAUUGAGGAACCUGACGUACUCUGCCCCUCUGUAUGUGGACAUCACAAAGACCAUCAUAAAGGAGGGAGAGGAGCAGCUUCAGACGCAGCACCAGAAGACCUUCAUCGGUAAAAUUCCCAUCAUGCUCCGCUCCACCUACUGCCUGCUGAGCGGCCUGACCGACAGAGACUUGUGUGAGCUCAACGAGUGUCCGCUGGACCCUGGAGGUUAUUUCAUCAUCAACGGCUCUGAGAAGGUGCUGAUUGCGCAGGAGAAGAUGGCCACCAACACUGUUUAUGUUUUCGCCAAGAAAGACUCCAAGUACGCCUACACGGGGGAAUGUCGGUCCUGUUUGGAGAACUCAUCCCGUCCCACCAGCACCAUCUGGGUCAGCAUGAUGGCCCGAGGAGGACAGGGAGUGAAGAAAAGCGCCAUAGGGCAGAGGAUCGUGUCCACGCUGCCGUACAUCAGACAGGAAGUUCCCAUCAUCAUCGUGUUUCGAGCGUUGGGCUUCGUGUCCGACAGAGACAUCCUGGAGCACAUCAUCUAUGACUUUGAUGACCCUGAGAUGAUGGAGAUGGUGAAGCCGUCUCUGGAUGAAGCGUUUGUGAUCCAAGAGCAGAAUGUGGCGCUAAACUUUAUUGGUUCCAGAGGAGCUAAACCCGGAGUGACGAAGGAGCGGAGAAUCAAGUACGCCAAAGAAGUUCUGCAGAAGGAAAUGCUGCCGCACGUUGGUGUCAGCGACUUCUGUGAGACCAAGAAGGCCUACUUCUUAGGGUACAUGGUCCACCGGCUGCUCCUCGCUGCUCUUGGUCGGAGGGAGCUGGAUGACAGGGAUCACUAUGGAAACAAGAGGCUGGAUCUGGCUGGACCGCUGCUGGCCUUCCUGUUCAGGGGGAUGUUCAAGAAUCUCCUGAAGGAGAUCCGGAUUUAUGCUCAGAAGUUCAUUGAUCGCGGGAAAGACUUCAAUCUGGAGCUCGCCAUCAAAACUCGCAUCAUCUCUGAUGGACUCAAGUACUCUCUGGCCACCGGAAACUGGGGCGACGUGAAGAAGGCUCAUCAGGCUCGAGCCGGGGUGUCCCAGGUGUUGAACCGGCUCACCUUUGCCUCCACGCUGUCUCAUCUUCGCAGAGUCAACUCUCCCAUCGGCAGAGACGGAAAACUAGCAAAACCUCGACAGCUGCACAACACCCUAUGGGGAAUGGUGUGUCCAGCCGAAACCCCCGAGGGCCAUGCUGUUGGUCUGGUGAAGAACCUGGCUCUGAUGGCCUACAUCUCCGUGGGCUCACAGCCAUCUCCAAUCCUGGAGUUUCUGGAGGAGUGGAGUAUGGAGAACCUGGAGGAGAUCUCCCCUGCUGCAAUUGCUGAUGCCACUAAGAUUUUUGUGAACGGCUGCUGGGUUGGAAUCCACAAAGAUCCAGAACAGCUGAUGAACACACUGAGGAAACUCCGCAGACAGAUGGACAUCAUUGUGUCAGAGGUGUCAAUGAUCCGAGACAUCCGAGAACGGGAGAUUAGGAUCUACACGGACGCUGGAAGGAUCUGCAGACCGCUGCUGAUCGUCGAGAAACAGAAACUUCUGCUGAAGAGACGGCAUAUCGACCAGCUGAAGGAGCGAGAGUACAACAACUACAGCUGGCAGGACCUGGUGGCGAGCGGUGUGGUCGAGUACAUCGACACCCUGGAGGAGGAAACUGUCAUGCUCGCUAUGACUCCUGAUGACCUCCAGGAAAAGGGCGUGGCCUAUUGCUCCACAUACACCCACUGUGAGAUCCAUCCAUCCAUGAUUCUGGGAGUCUGUGCGUCUAUCAUCCCCUUUCCCGACCACAACCAGUCUCCUAGGAAUACGUACCAGUCUGCUAUGGGGAAACAGGCCAUGGGCGUCUAUAUCACCAACUUCCAUGUGAGAAUGGACACGCUGGCUCAUGUCUUGUACUAUCCCCAGAAACCGCUGGUAACCACCCGAUCCAUGGAGUACCUGCGCUUCCGAGAGCUGCCAGCAGGAAUCAACUCCAUCGUUGCCAUUGCCUCGUACACGGGGUACAACCAGGAGGACUCUGUGAUCAUGAACCGCUCGGCUGUGGACCGAGGCUUCUUUAGGUCUGUGUUCUACCGCUCCUACAAGGAGCAGGAGUCCAAGAAGGGAUUUGAUCAGGAGGAAAUCUUUGAGAAGCCGACCCGUGAGACGUGUCAGGGUAUGAGACAUGCCAUCUAUGACAAGCUGGAUGAUGACGGACUGAUUGCGCCUGGGGUCCGUGUUUCUGGAGAGGACGUGAUAAUCGGGAAGACGGUGACUCUGCCGGAAAACGAAGAUGAGCUGGACAGCACCAACCGGCGCUACACCAAGAGGGACUGCAGCACCUUCCUUAGGACCAGCGAGACUGGCAUUGUGGAUCAGGUCAUGGUGACCCUAAACCAGGAGGGCUACAAGUUCUGCAAGAUCAGGGUUCGUUCGGUCCGCAUUCCUCAGAUCGGAGAUAAGUUUGCCAGCCGUCACGGACAGAAGGGAACCUGUGGGAUCCAGUACAGACAGGAGGACAUGCCGUUCACCUGCGAGGGCAUCACACCUGACAUCAUCAUCAAUCCUCACGCCAUCCCAUCCAGAAUGACUGUCGGCCAUCUGAUCGAGUGUCUGCAGGGCAAGGUUUCAGCCAACAAAGGUGAGAUUGGCGACGCAACGCCGUUUAACGACGCCGUCAAUGUGCAGAAAGUAUCCAACCUGCUGUCUGAGUAUGGCUACCACCUGAGAGGCAAUGAGGUUCUGUACAACGGCUUCACUGGGAGGAAACUGACGUCUCAGAUCUUUAUUGGACCAACGUAUUAUCAACGGCUGAAGCACAUGGUGGAUGAUAAGAUCCACUCCAGGGCCCGGGGCCCUGUACAGAUCCUGAACCGGCAGCCAAUGGAGGGCCGUUCUCGUGAUGGCGGUCUGCGUUUCGGGGAGAUGGAGCGGGACUGUCAGAUCGCUCAUGGAGCGGCUCAGUUCCUCAGAGAGCGCCUGUUUGAGGCGUCUGACCCGUAUCAAGUUCACGUCUGCAACCUGUGUGGACUGAUGGCCAUUGCCAACACCAGGACGCACACAUAUGAGUGUCGGGGCUGCCGCAACAAGACACAGAUCUCUCUGGUCCGGAUGCCAUACGCCUGCAAGCUUCUUUUCCAGGAACUGAUGUCCAUGAGCAUUGCUCCUCGAAUGAUGACCUCAUAGAAUGGUUUAGCCAAUCAGCUGCCUGCCUGCACACCAGGAAGUGGCAUCACCAUGAAGAGGAGAAAGUAGAUUUUUGUUUCACUCUGUAUUUUGUUUGUUUUGUGAUCGUAAAUAAAUGUUUUUUUUCUAA
Girardinichthys multiradiatus is the source of this 3786-nucleotide messenger RNA. It is a transcript of the gene polr2b, whose product is annotated as RNA polymerase II subunit B. The record is from RefSeq and is a predicted model, not a curated record. Lineage: Eukaryota; Metazoa; Chordata; Actinopteri; Cyprinodontiformes; Goodeidae. Gene Ontology annotation, molecular function: DNA binding; DNA-directed RNA polymerase activity; ribonucleoside binding. Gene Ontology annotation, biological process: DNA-templated transcription. Gene Ontology annotation, cellular component: RNA polymerase II, core complex. Bases 132 to 3656 code for a protein of 1174 amino acids. The transcript is spliced from 25 exons.